AUGCCUCCAUAUUCACUCCACUGGGUUGAGGACUUGUCCCAUAACGAUAUCCUGACCCUCACAAAGCUUCUCAGGUUGCCAGAGCGGUCACAAAUUGACGAAUACUGGCUUGUAGGGCAAGAGAAGAAGAUUGGGUACUUACCAGCACACUUGAAAAGGACAAAAGCUCUUUUACCACGCUUGGUCGAGAAGUUUACCAGCCCCAGUACGAAAGCAAUUCUCUGCCCAAGCCACAGAUGCCUCGAUUCACAGCUCAUCCGCCGAUUAUUUCUUACCAUAGUCGACGAGUGCUCAACCCGAGUUCGCCGUUUCACGGAUUCUCCUCCAGCAGACAGAGAUAUAAGGGCGUGGUGGACUCGAGUUAAGACGAUCAACUCGCUUUGGACUCAACCAAUCUUAUAUCGCUACCUUUUCAACGCAAAUCCAGGCGAUCCGGAGUUUGAGUAUACCCACAGCGAGUGCGAGGCUUGUAUUCUUGGCACAAUAGGGGGAAACAUGACGAUGCUCGCUGAUCUACGUAUCUGUGCCAUCACUCGCAGGACAAACCACGGACCGAUCCCUCGCAUUAUCAGAUUCAUCGAUGGCUGGCUGUAUUGGACAGGAAUUGCUGAGACUAUCAAAGCCGAAUCCGAUCCGUUAUAUUUGAAGGUUAGGAACGCACGCCGUGGAAGGCCGAUAACUCAAAGUUACGACUCGAACGCACUACCAGAAACUAUCAACGACAGGACAGAUGACAGGACAGACGAUAAAAGAGAUGACAGGAGAGAUGAGCGAAUACCUGAAUCGACCGAUGCAGACAUCAUCGAUUUCUACCUCAACCGACUAUCACGAAUGUCCCGCACUCACAAGAAAUCUGGGCAGCCGAACAACGAUAGCACUCACAGCCUCCACCCAGCCUUUCGUGACAACAUUGUUUUUGACGCCUCGACUGGAAUAUACGGCCAACGCCAGGAGGACGACAUUCCCCCAGUUCCGAGGAUACCCAGCAUAAUACCGGAACCAAAGCGGCAGCCCCCUAUGGCCAGCAGCAGCUAUAGCCGUGCUGAUUCUGGCGUGGGCUAUUCGAACAAUACAUCCAAAAAGACAGAAUGGCGCCACGACGACUAUGCCGAACAGCGUUCGGAAGCAUAUCGCAAACUGGUAGGUGCUCCUGAGAGCUCCAAGGUUGACGACAAGAAAACCUAUCCACUUACUAACACGGACUACAGGUCACCCGAGACAGCGAAGUCACCCGACAGAGCGAAGUCACCCGAGACAGCGAAGUCACCCAAGACAGCAAAGAGAUGGAGUGGCUCCAGCAGUGUCCGUGGACCUGAUGCAAUAGCUUGUCACCGUGCCAAAACAUAUCAAAAACUAGAAGGUAAGCCCGCAGGAUCUGUUAUAUCCAGUACCCUUUCGAGCCCGAAAAUGACUUGGGAAGAAUUUAAUGCAGCGGUUCACCUGACCAGCCAGAAUAGGUUAAAUGGAAAGUAG
This is a messenger RNA of Pseudogymnoascus destructans, 1473 nucleotides long. RefSeq lists its product as uncharacterized. Bases 1 to 1473 code for a protein of 490 amino acids. The transcript has a single exon. The record is from RefSeq and is a predicted model, not a curated record. Lineage: Eukaryota; Fungi; Ascomycota; Leotiomycetes; Thelebolales; Thelebolaceae.